GCGGCUUUUCCCUCUAUAUAAGAAAAUUCUGAAUACUUGCUUGUUUACCUACAAAAUCACAAAAAAAAGAUUGGCCUUUUCUCCGUAAGCCAGCCCAGAAAAAAUGAAAAAUAUGCCGGCUGCUGCCGCAGACAUGGACGUGUCAGAUAGCGCCGGAGAAGAUGGUGGUGGAAAAAUCACUAGUUAUGUAAUGAUCUGCAGCUUAUUCGCAGCCACCGGAGGCCUAUUAUUCGGAUAUGAUAUCGGAAUUUCAGGAGGUGUGACUUCCAUGGAAGAGUUCUUGGAGAAGUUCUUUCCGUCGGUGUACAGGAAACAGAGAGGGGCAUUUAAGGAAGACAAUUACUGCAAGUAUGACAACCAGAUGCUUCAGAUGUAUCUAUAUUUGGCCUGUCUUCUUUCAAGCUUCGCGGCGUCAAGAAUUUGCAGCAAGUAUGGUCGCAAGGUGACGAUGCAGUUGGCUUCGCUCUUCCAUCUCAUAGGCGUCGUUCUCAGCGCCGCAUCCGUCAACCUCGCCAUGCUCAUUUUUGGCAGGUUGCUCGUCGGCACGGGCGAAGGAUUCAGCGCGCAGGCAGUUCCUCUGUUUAUCUCUGAGAUAUCCCCUCCGAAAUAUCGUGGAGCCCUCAACAUCCUUUUCCAGCUCAACAUCACCCUCGGCAUCCUAAUCGCCAAAAUAGUGAACUUAUUCGCCGUCAAGCUUCACCCAUGGGGAUGGCGCCUUUCCCUCAGCCUUGCCGGCGUUCAGGCCGUCAUCCUCUGCUUCGGCUCUGUUUACAUCAGCGAUUCACCCACAAGCCUCAUCGAUCGCGGCCAGGUCGAACAAGGCAUCGCCGUCCUCCAGAGGAUAAGAGGAACUACAAAAGUCACCGAAGAGUACGAAAAAAUAGUCGAAUCCAGCAUGGUAGCUGGAUUGGUUGACCGGCCUUAUCGACGGCUGAUUGAGCGGUCCAGACGGCCAGAGCUGGUGAUCGCGCUGGCGAUGAUGAUAUUUAACCAGUUGACAGGGAUAAAUGUAAUCAUGUUCUACGCGCCGAUGCUGUUUGAGACCGUGGGAUUGAAGAGCCAGGCUUCGCUGCUUUCAACGGUGAUAAUCGGUGCAGUUAAUGUGAUUGCCACAAUUGUGUCUAUUGUCUUGGUGGAUAGAGCAGGGAGAAGGUUGCUGCUGCUUGAAGGGUGCUUGCAAAUGUUCAUCACACAGGCUGCAAUCGGAGGCAUUUUGAUGGCGAAGCUGAACGGGACGAACGCCCUGGACACAAGCACGAGUAUUUGUGUUGUCGUACUGGUGUGCCUCUAUGUGAUGAGCUUUGCAUGGUCAUGGGGUCCUCUCUGCAUUUUAAUACCCAGCGAGAUAUUUCCGCUUGAGACGAGGACGGUGGGUUUAUGCUGCUCUAUAAAUAUAAGCAUGAUCUGCACCUUCCUAAUAGCGCAGUGCUUCUUUUUGAUGCUCUGCCGAAUGAAGGCCGCCACUUUCUUCUUCUUCGCCGGUUGGACUGUGGUAAUGGGGUUCUUUGUACUGUUUCUCUUGCCGGAGACGAAAGGGGUGCCCAUUGAUGAGAUGGAGAAGAGAGUUUGGAAAAAGCAUUGGUUCUGGAAGAGGUUCAUGGAAGUAAAGGAAGAUGAUCUUGAAGCUCCUGGAAGUUGACAAUUGUGGAUAGUUUGGAGAGAAAUGUAUUGCUCGUUAAAUCUCCAUCGCCCAUUUUCCCGUGACAUAGUAUUUGUGCAGUUAGUUUUUCUCCAUGAGGUUGCAUAUUUGAUUAGUGCAUUUUGUUUGCCCUUGGGUUCAAUUUUCUCGAAUGAAAUAAAUAAAAGAAGGUUA
Phalaenopsis equestris is the source of this 1813-nucleotide messenger RNA. Its product is annotated as sugar transport protein 8-like. Gene Ontology annotation, cellular component: membrane. Gene Ontology annotation, biological process: monosaccharide transmembrane transport. Lineage: Eukaryota; Viridiplantae; Streptophyta; Magnoliopsida; Asparagales; Orchidaceae. The record is from RefSeq and is a predicted model, not a curated record. Gene Ontology annotation, molecular function: monosaccharide transmembrane transporter activity.